Molecule: messenger RNA, 2532 nt
Organism: Oncorhynchus kisutch (coho salmon)
Lineage: Eukaryota; Metazoa; Chordata; Actinopteri; Salmoniformes; Salmonidae
Product: coiled-coil domain-containing protein 6-like
Exons: 9
Coding region: 375-1742 (455 amino acids)
Source: RefSeq, a predicted model, not a curated record
GCGCAGUAACUAAAUUCGCCCUUGCACUCCUUGCAAUUAAAAAAAAAAGGGAUCACGUCUACAAAACGUAGUGUACUCUGUUCGUAACAUAUUUUAGUUUUUCGAACAGAAACUGUAUUGAAAUCGGGCUUUUGUUCGAUGAAAAAAUCAGCAGCCAGUCCAGUUCCAUCUCGCUCACUGCCGGCCACUGGGCUUUUCAUCUCCUCACCAUAUUUGGUGGGUAGUGGAAAUUCCAUACGGAUGCUUCAGAUUUAUACAUCCGGUAAAACAUCUUGCUCCAUGUUCAGUCUUUGGUCACACCACACCGAAUGUUCGUAGGCUGAUGCACUACAAACACUGCAGCUCCCGUCUCCUCCACACUGUCGCACACAACCAUGGCGGACAGUGCAAGCGAGAGCGACACCGACGGAGCAGGGAGUAGCUCGGUUACCCUGAUGUCAUCCUCAGCCUCAAAUUCUAGCAAGCCGGGAGUAGUCAUUUCACAGUUUCGAUUAGAGGAGUUAACGAACAGACUAGCCUCACUACAACAAGAGAACAAAGUUCUUAAAAUUGAGCUAGAGACGUUCAAACUCAAGUGCAAGGCGCUACAGGAGGAGAAUAGGGACCUGCGUAAAGCCAGCGUCACCAUUCAAGCCAGGGCUGAGCAGGAGGAGGAGUUCAUCAGCAACACCCUGUUCAAGAAGAUCCAGGCCCUGCAGAAGGAGAAGGAGACCCUUGCUGUCAACUAUGAGAAAGAGGAGGAAUUUCUCACAAAUGAACUGUCAAGAAAACUCAUGCAAUUACAACAUGAGAAGGCUGAGUUGGAACAGCACUUGGAGCAGGAGCAGGAGUUCCAGGUCAACAAACUGAUGAAGAAGAUAAAAAAAAUGGAGAAUGACACUAUAUCAAAGCAACUCACCUUGGAGCAGCUAAGGCGUGAGAAGAUUGACCUCGAAAACACAUUAGAGCAAGAACAAGAGGCUCUUGUCAAUAGACUGUGGAAGCGCAUGGACAAAUUGGAGGCAGAGAAAAGAAUCCUCCAGGAGAAGUUGGACCAGCCUGUGUCUGCUCCUCCCUCCCCCAGGGAUGUUUCCAUGGAGAUUGACUCUCCGGAGAACAUGAUGCGGCAUAUCCGCUUCCUGAAGGACGAAGUGGAGAGGCUGAAGAAGAGCCUCCGUACCACCGAGCUGCAGCACACAGAGAAGCGGGCCCAGUACAUUGAGGAGGAGCGGCACAUGCGUGAGGAGAACAUCCGUCUGCAGAGGAAGCUGCAGAGAGAGAUGGAGCGCCGCGAAGCCCUGUGUAGACAGCUGUCUGAGAGCGAGUCCAGUCUGGAGAUGGACGACGAGAGGUACUUCAAUGAGAUGUCAGCACAAGGCCUGCGAGCACGGACAGUGUCCAGUCCCAUCCCAUACACUCCUUCCCCCAGCUCCAGCCGACCCAUAUCACCUGGUCUGUCGUACGGCAGUCACACAGUUGGGUUCACUCCCCCGGCCACCCUGUCCAGAGCUGCCAUUGCUCACUUCAAUGCCCCCGCCCUGCACGUCCAUGGAAGUGCCUCCCACGCCGUAGCGAGGCCCUCCCCGAGAAGAAGCAACAGCCCCGACAAGUUCAAACGUCCGACACCACCGCCCUCCCCUAAUACACACUCAGGGGCGCAGCCUCUGCACCCACUCCCCCCGCCGGCCCAGCCGAUGGUCCAGUCCAUGUCCUCUCCGGCAGCUAUGUCGCAGCAUGCAGCGCAUCCCCCCUCCCAGCCUUAAAAUGUGUGCUAUUUCAUGCUACGCUACUUCGACAACCUGGGAGUUGAAACCCCACAGAGCAAGUUUCUAUGAGCUGGCAGAAGACCUGAAGCAACACAGGACGUUCUAUGAGGAAUUGAUUGACUUUAACAGCGCUUCUGGGAUUUGUAGGCCCAUAUCUAUUCACCUUGUCUUGUACAUUUGUUUUUUGCUUAGAGCUGUCCCUGAUUGGAAUUGUUAUUGUGGCGCUGACAACCAACACGUAUGGUAACAACGUCUGUAGUGGUGUUUGUGGGCAGGGUGUGUUGGAUCUCUUCCAUGUCUACAAUACCACAACAUUUCAACUGCAUUAAUGUGCGCGCCCCCCCCCCCCCCUUGUUUAAAAGCAACUUGAGCAGUUGCAUCCCAGUAAGAAUCGCUUAAGUCAGAUGUAUUGUAUCCCAGAUGAUCAGCGGGAGCUAGCGCAAAUAUGUUUUUUUUUGUUUUUUUCCCUGAAAUAAUUUUAAUGCCACACUGCUCGUCAAAAAAAGAACUACAACAAGGAAGAUGGACACUGGUACAUAAACCACAGAUAAAUGUUGCCUAUUUGAGGUGUUAAAAUGUAGUCUGAGGUGUUACAAUGUAUGUAGUCAUGUACUCGUUUCUGUCUCUCGCUCUCAUGUAGUUCUAGAAGCUUCUAUCAUCUCUGUGGAUAUUCCUCGUCAGAAAACAACAUAAUGCUCUUUACACUAAGUAUACUGCUAUAACAUUCUAAAUGAAUGGUACUGUUGAACUACAUUUCUAUGUAUGAUUAAAAGCUCUUGAAGAUUUA